CUGACCUGAUGUUUCUGGGAAUGGGAAAGGGAAGAAAAAAAGAAAAAACAACCCACCACUGUUUUCCUGUUGUAUUCCCCGUUCCGGGACCGGCACUCAGAGCAGCUGCACCUCCAGGAAUUGCCCCCAUCCCUGGGGCAGCAGGACGCCUGAACCUCGCAUCCCGUGGCAUUUACGGGGUGGGAAUUUCACCCCAUCCAGCUGUGCUGACUCGGUGUUUCUGCCUCUCCUCUGGUCCUGUUUUGCUGAAUCACCCCUUUCACAAGCCUCUGGAGCUCUUUGUUGAUCUGGGGAAGGAAAUGAGAGUCCCUGCCCAGCCAGCUGAGAGGGUCAGGAAGCUCUGCCAGCCUUCCCUGCGCUCCCCCUGCUCUUAAGAGGCUGCUUGUCUCUGCUGGGAGAAGGGGUCAUGAUAACAGGAAAGCCCUUUCACAUCCCAACUCUGGCAGGGAUUCCCUGGAGGGUCAUCGGUGUAGGGACGUCAGUUAGGGAUGACAGCCCCGUCAGUGGCAGGGACUCUGGAGCUGCUGCGCUGAUUGACAGCUGUCAGACCCAUGUCUGGGUCACCCAGCCCAGUAAACAAUGGCUCUGGGUGUCUCUUACCUGGCAUUUGGCGCUCGCAGCAUCCUGCUCCAUGGCUGCAAGGGGUGCAUGGCAUUCAGGAAAAGGCAUCUUUGCUUUUUGCAUCACAGCCUUGGAUUUUGCUGGCAUCUCAGGACACCCCAGAGUGAGGGAGAUGCUGGUGAAGGUAAAGGACAGGGCAGGCCCAGGGAGAAAUGGGCCAGGCUAGCAGCCGUCAAAGACUGUGCCCCAGGGCAGCGAGGUCCCAGAACAUCUUUCCAGUGUGGGAAAGGGAGCAGGAGAAUUCAGCUCCCUGGCUCAGGGGUGAGAACAGGAUUUGGAUGCUGCAGUAAGUGGCUUGGCAAGGUUGGCCUUCAGCCAUCAAACAGUACUGGUGUCCCCAGCUACUAGCCGAGCCCCAAGGCUUGAAGGAUUGUUCCCCUCCCAGCCCCAGCUUCGCUUGUCUGCACAGCAAAGCCAUACCCUUUCUGUCAAUUCAGUUCCCCUCCUGUCCGGGAGAGCUUCUUGCUCCUCUGCAGUGUCUCUGAUGAGCUGAGCUGAGCUGCAUCAGGUCUCAGCCAGCACAGAGGCAGGCAGGUUGGCCAGCUUCUGGGUCUCUCUUGCAGUUGGAUUGUCCACCCUCCCUCCAGACGUUUCACCCCAGGCCCACAAAGAAGCAGGCAGCAAGGAGAGGAUCCAAGGAGAAGUGUCCUGAGGGACUGCUGGGCUGCUCAAAGAUUAACUUAGGCAGCUGGGAAAAUCCUGGAGAAAUAACGUGAUGACUGAGGGAGGAGGAAAAAAAACCCAUCAACCCCCACCUUGGAGGCAGCCGAAGAAUUGGCUGUGGCCUGGCUUGUCUGUAGCAGCUGUUGAAAUACAAAGAGGGGGAAAAAACAAGCCCGUCUUUGACACGGCUUGUCCUCUCUCCCACCCUGCGACUGAAGGCAAGACUUGUUUUUCUGGGACAGAGGAAAAUUUAGGAGUCUCCCGGGCAGCGAGUGCCUGGGGUGCUCCCAACUGCCUAGUGGAUGGAUGGAGUUUUUCUGGAGAGGCACUGGAAAUGCUGGGAUUGUGGUUUCCAGCGCUGCUGGCCGGUGGAGGCACGGCAGAGCCUGCAAGGCAGCACCGAGGGGUCAGAGUGCGGCCGGCUGUGCCGCUACCCUGUGCGGGGUGAGCGCUGCGAUCCGAGACGGGUGGGGAGUGCCAGGAUGGAGGCGGGUGUGAGCUUUGCUUUUCCAUUGGAAUGCAAGGAGCUGAAAAUAAUUGCCUCUUGGUUGACUAAUAAAAAAAGCCAUCUCAUUUUGCAAAGGCUCAUUGCAAACAUCUGUGGGUUGUGGAGUUCCCAAAAGGGCGAAGAAACCUCUCCCUCUUGGAGCCACUCCUGGGGGGGGGAUGUAUGGAGAGAUUGGGGUGCUCAUGGUUACAAGCCCAGGGAGUGAUGGAUCUGCAGGGCUCACCUUCAGAAAAAAAAGAAAAAAAAAAAAGGAAGGGGGAGUAAGAGGGGGUAUGAAAAGCAGCUGGCAGGAACCAAGAAUAAUUGUAUGGCUUUGCAAAAAAUUACCAUGGCAAUUAAAAGUGCUUUAAAAUUUUUGGAGGAGAAAGGAGUAGUAAGUAAAAUGGCUCGGGCUGGGUUGCAGGGUAGCACGGAUGGAGGUACAGACAUCACCGAGCGCAGCCGUGGCAGAUCUGCUGCAGGGGCACUGAGGGAUGAGCGAAGUCCGGUGUGUCGGGAGCCAGGCAUAACGGCCAGCAGGGGAAACCAGCUGAGCAAGGAACCUUGGAGUCUCAAACAAUGAACUACGUGGGGCAGCUUGCUGAGACCGUCUUCAUCACGGUGAAGGAGCUAUACUGGGGUCUGAACCCCGCCACCCUGACGGGCUGCAUUGAUGUGGUCGUGGUGAGGCAGCCCGAUAACUCCUUCCAGUGCUCCCCGUUUCACGUGCGCUUUGGGAAGCUGGGUGUGCUGCGCUCCAAGGAGAAGGUGGUUGACAUUGAAAUCAAUGGGGAGCCUGUGGACCUGCACAUGAAGCUGGGUGACAAUGGAGAGGCGUUCUUCGUCCAGGAGUCGGAGGAAAAUGAGGGCAGCAUCCCUUCUUGCCUCUGCACGUCCCCCAUCCCCACAGAGGAGAGCCCAGAGGAUGCUGCUCAGCCCUCUCAUGGGCAGGAGGUCUCCAGUGCUGAAGCGACCCUGCGCAAGAUGAGGCGACGCAGGAGGAAGCCCAAGCGGAAGGAGGUGUUGGACUCCAAGUUAGAAGGCUGUGAGGAGACCGAAAGUGAGGUGUCUGUGGAGGAGCCGUGCAAGCUGCCAGCCCCCAGUGAUUCAGUAUAUUUCUCUUUCACUGAUAUCCCUGAAGAAGAAACUGGGACGUUACAGUCCCCGGAGAUGCACCCUUAUUCUGAUGGGGAGCUGGCCUCUGUGGACAGCCCCAGUCUGAGCCAUCCAUCUUCUCCCAAAAGCGACUCUGAGCUGGAGAUCAGACCGCAGGAGAGUUUUGCUCUAGGGGCUGAAUCCCACGUGCAGUGGACCUGGGGAAGGCUCCCUCAGGUGAAUAAAUCAGAACGAGUUGAACCAGCUAAGUCAGCAAAGACCUCUGCUACUGCAGCAACUACUGUCUCUGUGACACCAGUCCCAGUGGAUGAGACAACUCAUCUUGUUGCCACCUCUGAAGGUUUGGGAGGAGGUCCAAGCCCAGUGGGACAUCAGGGUGCACCUUGUUUCUCUGCUGUGUCUGUUGUUGAGCCAACAUUUGCACCCCAGGAUGGGAACAUCCUCCCCAGGCUGAAGGACAUCCCCAGUGCUGUGGGGAAAGAGAGCUUGCUGGAGGCCGCCUCAGCCCCACAAGAGAAACAGGAGGGAGGCAGGAGUGUUGUACCAGAGGUUCAUCCAGAUGUGGAGCCCUUUGAGGGAGCCACCGCUCUGAGGCAGGUGGGCUCAGAGGGCCCUGAGCCCCAGCUGGAAAGCCAGAGGAGACAAGGAAUCAUCAAAACAAGUCCUCACUUGGGUCCCAGUGAUGUUUACGUGGAAGACCUCUCCAGCCUGGAUGAGGAGCAGGUGUCUCUCUAUUUCCCCAGGAGUGACGUAGAGCAGAGCUCAAAGCCUGUGGCAGACCCCAGCAACCCUCUGUGUGUCCAGCUGCCAUCUGAGUUGCCCACCGACAGCCCCACAGACUCCAACUCAGAUUUGAUGCCCACAAUUGCCCUGUCACUCUGUGGAGGCCUGGGGGGCAGCAAGCAGAUCUCUUGCGAGAAGUUCAUGGAGCACAUGGUGUCCUACCAGCAGUUUGCUGAGAAUCCAGGACUCAUUGAUGACCCAAACCUGGUGAUACUGAUCAACAAGAAGUAUUACAACUGGGCAGUGGCUGCUCCCAUGGUCCUGUCCUUGCAGGCUUUCCAGAGGAACAUUCCUGAGAGCACCAUUGACCAACUGGUGAAGGAGAAGAUGCCAAAGAAAGGCAGCAGGUGGUGGUUCUCCUGGAGGAGGAAAGAAUUCCUAGCAGAGGAGCAGCAGUCAAGGCCAGGGAAAACCAACGUGGGGAUGCUGCAGCCCAACCCUGCUCAGCAGAGGCAGGAGGAAGAGGGGUCAUCCAGUGAUGAUGAGCCCCUGCACCCUGGGGACAUGUUAGCAAUGGAUGCCCCUGCACAGAAAUCUGUGCCAACCUACAAGAAAACCCUGCGGCUCUCCUCUGAACAAAUUGGAAGACUGAAACUGCAGGAUGGCCCCAAUGAAGUGGCAUUCAGUGUAACAACUCAGUACCAGGGCACCUGCCGCUGCGAGGCCACCAUCUACCUGUGGAACUGGGAUGACAAGGUGGUGAUCUCAGACAUCGAUGGCACCAUCACCAAGUCAGAUGCUCUUGGGCACAUCUUGCCGCAUCUGGGAAAAGACUGGACUCAUCAGGGGAUUGCUAAGCUCUUCCACAAAAUCCAUCUGAACGGCUACAAGUUCCUUUACUGCUCAGCCAGAGCAAUUGGCAUGGCGCACAUCACCAAAGGCUACCUCAAGUGGGUUAAUGAGCAAGGCUGUGCCCUCCCCAAGGGCCCCAUCCUGCUCGCCCCCAGCAGCCUCUUCUCUGCCUUUCACAGGGAGGUGAUUGAGAAGAAGCCAGAGGUGUUCAAGAUCGCCUGCUUGAUGGACAUCCAAAAACUGUUUGCCAUGAAGCUGCCCUUCUACGCAGCCUUUGGGAACAGAGCCAAUGAUGUAUAUGCUUAUAAACAAGUGGGCCUGCCAGAGAGCCGCAUAUUCACGGUCAACCCCAAGGGAGAACUGAUCCAGGAGCUCACAAAGAACCACAAGUCAACGUACGAGCGGCUGUCGGAGCUGGUGGAGCUGAUCUUCCCUCCCCUGGGACAGAGUGGGAAUGUUGCUCUGGUGUGUCCAGAGUACAGCCACUUUGCCUACUGGAGACCUCCACUUCCUGCUGUUGACUUGGAUGCCUUCUCCUGACCCCCUUACCUGUAGAGUCCUGACCAGGGCUCUCCUGUAUGCCCUCUGCCAGGACCGGAUGCUCCAGGUGCAUCUCUUCCUCCCUGAUUGAUGCUCAGGCAUUUUGUACAUCUAAUACGGGUCAUGUUCUGCACUAGAAGCACCCGUUCUCAGGAGGCUGCGGGGGGGCAUAAGAGGGAGCUCUGAGUCUUAACAAAAAGUCCAUUUACUAAGCUAAAAAUCCUGUAAGCUGGGUCUCUUCUUAAUGUUCUUAACACCUUUAAAACCUGGCUCUUUUUUAAAGGUGGUGGUGGGUCACUUAUUUAUUGAUGAGCCUCUAGCAGAGCUAUUGCUACCUCUAGUAUGACCAGUGCUCCCAGUCAGUCUAGCUACCUGCAGUUUGGUAGCCAAUGGAGUGAAGAUGUCCUGUAGCUUAAACUCCCUAAAGUGGAUGGAAGCUGUUGGGGUUUUGAGUGUUCUUUGCUAAUAACAUUAAUAAAUAGUGCCUUAAUCCAG
Phalacrocorax carbo (great cormorant) is the source of this 5497-nucleotide messenger RNA. The record is from RefSeq and is a predicted model, not a curated record. Lineage: Eukaryota; Metazoa; Chordata; Aves; Suliformes; Phalacrocoracidae.